Lottia gigantea (owl limpet) is the source of this 534-nucleotide messenger RNA. RefSeq lists its product as hypothetical. The annotation marks the transcript as partial. NCBI's taxonomy places the organism in Eukaryota, Metazoa, Mollusca, Gastropoda, Lottiidae. Gene Ontology annotation, biological process: regulation of transcription by RNA polymerase II. Gene Ontology annotation, molecular function: RNA polymerase II cis-regulatory region sequence-specific DNA binding; DNA-binding transcription factor activity, RNA polymerase II-specific. The record is from RefSeq and is a predicted model, not a curated record. Gene Ontology annotation, cellular component: nucleus. The transcript has a single exon.
GUUCAGGAACAAGAUUUACUCCAAGUGGAAAUGUUUUAUAGAAGUCAUAAAACUGAAGUGACGGUUGGAAAGUGUUUAGCUAAUCUGUAUUUCGGAUCGGAGAAGAAAGUGGACAACGUUGAAAAGUGGGAUUUUGUGAAUACCGGAAUUCCUCUCCUUGUGUUAGACACUGGGGAACAUCAUCGUCAUAGGAGAUUAACCUUUAUUCUUGCCGAGAAAGGUACUGGAUUUACACUGUGGAAGGACACGAUAGAUCACUUGACCAAAUAUUCCAGUCCAAGUGCCAACUUUCAUACAAUGCACGUGUCUAAGGAUCAUUCUAAAUUAGCCGGAUUAAGCUUUGACGACACGAAUGCUGCUUCGGAAUUCUAUACCUUUAUUCAAUCCAUUAUGGAAAACCCGGAUGACGAAUUACUAGCCUUGAGUAAAAAGAAGAAAAAGAAGAAGGAAAAGAAAGAAAAGAAACCGAAAUUUAAACCCCCAAAACGUUCGGACAUAUCUCAACCAUGUUGUUUUGUGCAUGUAACCAAGUUA